AUGAGUGGUAGACCAGGCUACGGUUACGGUAACGGAUAUUCCGACGCCGGCCGAAAUGACCAAGGAGAUGGCCCUUACGGGGGCAGCAACAACCUCGGACCGAACGGAUACAGCGGCCGAAGUGCUGGGAAUACAGGAGGAGCCCUUCGCCCUGGCGGCUACGGCGGGUUUUACCCAGAACAGUCACAGCAACCGUCACUCUCACCAGCCCCCUCCCCAGAACGUCGGCGCGACCGCUCAGAGCGCGAACGUCAGCAGCCAUCGUCCUCACGAUCGCGAUCACGGAACGAAAUCGCUGAUAGGAGACACCAAGGCCAGAGAGAGGAUCGGUCCAGAGACGGUCUGCGGCCUCCAGAUAGCCGUGGUCGAGAUAUGAAUCAACCGGAUGCAGGCGUGCCCGAGGCUAGCACGCGUGAAAUGCAGUCUGUUGAAGCGGUGCUACAGUCUAUACAGCGCGAUUGGGACUUUAUGACGGACUCUGAAUGUAUCCCCGUGCAUGUCGCCCUGAGUUUGAUGGAUACGAGCACAUUGGGCAAGGCGGACCGAGAGCCGGACUUUUUGCAUAUGUACAACGACAUUCAGAAGACGCUCAAAGCAAUUGUCAACGAACACCAUCAAGGAUUCAACAGCUCCAUCGGUACAUACCAUAAGAUCCAGACCAACAUUUCAAGCUCUCAAAGCCGAGUGCGCAACCUGCGAACCUCCCUGGAGGAAUCAAAAUCUGGGCUGUUGUCAACUAAACCAGAGCUGAAGGGAUUGGCGACCUCCUCGCAAAACUACGACGACAUUCUCCAACUUUUUGCUCAGAUUGAAGAGAUACAGUCUCUCCCUGAAAAGCUAGAGUCGACACUUUCCGAUAAGCGCUUCCUCGCGGCAGUAGAUAUCCUUCACACGGCUCUCCGACUACUCAGGCGCUCUGAGCUUGAGGAUAUUGGUGCCUUGGCCGAUGUUCGCGCCUACUUCAACAACCAAGAAACUUCAAUCACCGACAUCUUGAUUGAGGAACUGCACGAUCAUCUAUACCUCAAAUCUCCUUAUUGCUCAGACAGAUGGAAAGCAUCAAAUGGAGAAGGUGAAAUCACUCAAACCAGUUGGACCGGCAACCGUUCUUGGGAGCGUCCUAUUUACAGCUUUCUAACCAAGUUUAAUGCAUCUUCACCAAUGGUCGAGGAUGCCUCGCGCAACCCAGAAGCGGAUACUUUCUCAUACAUUCAACUUCUGAUUGAGUCUCUUAACAAGAUGGGCCAUCUUGACACCGCAGUUGAUCGGAUUGAGCAACGCCUUCCCGUGGAAUUGUUUGCUGUGGUCGACAAGACGAAUGCCGAAGUCGAUGCUCGCUAUCCUACUCCGAAUCGUACCUACUCAUCACACGACAACCAACUCAAGUCCAAUCUUCCCACGCGGAACAUUGAAGAGCGAGGCCAUGUGCUGACUGAAUUCCUCUGGGCUCUCUAUGCCAAGUUUGAAUCGAUUGCAGAGGGCCACCGGGUCGUCCACGAUGUCGUUGCGGGAAUUGUAUCCCGAGAAGGUCUUACCAAGGGCGAGACUCUUGGUGGUGGAUUCAAGGAACUGUGGAAGCUUCUCCAGAGCGAGAUCCGAUCUCUGCUACACGACUACCUUGCGACUGACGGAGAUGUCUCCUUCAGAUCCAGAGGCGAGGAGGCAGAGGCCAGACGGAACAACUACCAAGGUAAUCGAGAUAAGAACAAGAAGAUGUUCAAACUCUCCGACAUUGACCAGAAUUCGGAAAUGAAAGCCGAGCAAGAUGAACUGGAUGAAAUCCUGAAAUCAUCAGUACCCGGAUUAGUUUCCAAGACAAGGCAAAAGGCUUCCGCAACCGAUGCCGCGCAGGCGCAGAAGGGAAAUUCAGGUACUGGUCAUAAGAUUCUUCUUGAGCCGAGUGUUUUCAAUAUGCGUCUGCUUCUGCCACCGUCGCUCUCCUUCAUUCAGCGUCUCAAGGAUAUCGUCCCUGUUGAUUCGGACAUUUCUAUGAGCACGUUGACUUCUUUCCUGGAUGACUUCAUGGUCAACGUCUUCCUUCCACAGUUGGACGAGACUGUCACCGAUCUGUGCACGCUCUGCUUUAUUGCCGCCGAUGCAUUCACAGAGGAUCCCCAGUGGAACAAGGUUUCACCCCGCCCAAUUUUCCGAGGAACGGUCAAAUUCAUGUCGAUCGUGCGGGAAUUUAGCAAAAUGCUGUCAAGUAUUCCUCAUGAUCAGGCAUUUACGCAGCUUCUAAUUGAUCAGAUUGUUACCUAUUACGACAAGUGUUGCGGGUGGUACAAAGCAAUGGUCACGAAGGUUUCUGCUCGGAACCAUGGGGGUGAAGUACGACUGAAAGCCGCUGCUUCAUUCGCCGAGUCUGGCGACAUCCACGACAUCAUUGAUGAGUUGUGGAAAGGAGCUGGCUCGAAGAAGCAGGCGCUUAUCGAUACUGAAAUCGAUCUUCUCCUCAAGCGCACAGACCAGACACCCUUGGAGCCCUAUGAUAUCAUUUCUGAUCCGAAGACCGUUGUUGCCCUUUCGCUUCUGUAUAAUAGCAUGCAAUGGCUUGGAAGCCACCUCGCAAAGAUCAGACAUGUGCUUGAUAAUACAUCGCAACCAGAGUCGACGGUCUUGACGUCAAAUGGUCGGCCAUCACGAAGAUGGACUUUGUUUGGUGCCAUGAAGCCUAAACGCGAUAGCAUCAACAGCCCAGUCUAUCUGCCACUGAACCACGAAACGGCUGAGAUCUUUGACCAAAUACUUCAUUCAUUGCACGGACUCGGAACCAAGGCACUCCUGACAUUGCAUGUUGAUAUUCGCUGCGGCAUCAUCCACAUGCUGACCAAGACCAUGUCGGGACCGAACCCCCCGAGCGUCCGGAAUUCCGAGCCUACAACCCCAUCUCCAAGUACAAAUGAGAGCUGGUGGCAUAUUAUUCUGAACCAGCCGACGGCAGCCUCUCCGUCAAUUCUCCAGUUGAAUGGUGACCUGAUCGCAUUCGACACUAAUAUCUCCACCUAUCUCGGCCCAGCGGAACAUUGGUUCAUCGCUUCGGGUCUGGCUCGUUUCAUUGACCGUGUGUUCGUGGCCUGCACGCGAUACAUUGGUGCUAUGAAUGAGAAUGGUGCUCUGCGGCUGCAGCUGGAUGUGUUGGUUUUGCAACAGAACCUCAAGAACAUCAUCAUCGACACCACCACGGACUCUGUGACUAGCCCGGUAGACCCUGCAACUCAGGAGAUUGUGGCUUUGCCUCGCAGUGCCAAGUUCCUAGAUUGGUUCCUGGAAGGAGCCGAAAAGUCCCUGGAGUACGCUAAGGAGGAGAAAGAGGCGUUCGCGGCGCAGGGUGAUAAGGCACUAGCAGCUGGCAACGGAGAGCCAUUUACUUACGACGAGCUCCGUGUACUUGUGGAUCUGUGUUUCUCAGAGAUGCUACGGGGACCUCGCGGUGCAGAGAGUCGUGAAGACUUUAUGGCAGCUAAGAAGGCCAGCGCCGAUGCACUGCUGCAUUUGAACGAGGUUAUGUGGGAUGCGCGAUAG
Messenger RNA from Penicillium atrosanguineum, 3522 nucleotides. Its product is annotated as exocyst subunit SEC8. Lineage: Eukaryota; Fungi; Ascomycota; Eurotiomycetes; Eurotiales; Aspergillaceae. The transcript is spliced from 6 exons. Gene Ontology annotation, biological process: exocytosis; Golgi to plasma membrane transport. The coding region runs from base 1 to 3522 and encodes 1173 amino acids. Gene Ontology annotation, cellular component: exocyst. The record is from RefSeq and is a predicted model, not a curated record.